Chanos chanos (milkfish) is the source of this 1030-nucleotide messenger RNA. It is a transcript of the gene eif3g, whose product is annotated as eukaryotic translation initiation factor 3, subunit G. Gene Ontology annotation, cellular component: cytoplasm; eukaryotic translation initiation factor 3 complex. Lineage: Eukaryota; Metazoa; Chordata; Actinopteri; Gonorynchiformes; Chanidae. Bases 61 to 939 code for a protein of 292 amino acids. The transcript is spliced from 10 exons. Gene Ontology annotation, molecular function: translation initiation factor activity; RNA binding. The record is from RefSeq and is a predicted model, not a curated record.
UCCCGGGAAAUAUCAGCCUCUCUCUGGUCUUUCCGGGCAGACAGCCUGCAACUGGAGAAAAUGCCGUCGAUUGAGUACGAUGAUUCAAAGCCUAGCUGGGCAGACCAAGUCGAAGAGGAAGGAGAUGAGGGUACACUUCCAUCACCCAAAGAAACUAUCAAGGGUAAUAUCAAAACUGUUACAGAAUACAAGAUAGAUGAGGAUGGGAAGAAGUUUAAGAUCGUUCGGACCUUCAAGAUUGAAACCAGGAAGGCCUCCAAGGCUGUGGCCCGAAGGAAGAACUGGAAAAAAUUUGGCAACUCCGAGUACGACCCUCCUGGUCCCAACGUGGCCACCACAACCGUGAGUGACGACGUCUUCAUGACGUUCAUUUCCAGCAAAGAGGACCUGAAUGCACAGGACCAGGAAGAUGACCCAUUGAGCAAGCUGAAGCAGAAGAUCGUGUCCUGCCGAAUCUGCAAAGGGGAUCACUGGACCACCCGCUGUCCUUACAAGGACACUCUGGGCCCCAUGCAGAAGGAGCUGGCCGAGCAGCUGGGUCUGUCCACAGGAGAGAAGGAGAAGGCUGCAGAACCUGAGCCUGCUCAGCCAGUCCAGAGCAAAACCGGGAAGUAUGUUCCCCCCAGCCUCCGGGACGGAGGCACGCGGAGAGGAGAGUCCAUGCAGCCCAACCGCAGAGCCGACGACAACGCCACCAUCCGUGUCACUAACCUGUCUGAGGACACCAGAGAAACAGACCUGCAGGAGCUCUUCAGACCUUUUGGCUCCAUUUCUAGGAUCUACUUGGCCAAGGACAAGAACACAGGCCAGUCUAAGGGCUUUGCGUUCAUUAGUUUCCACCGCCGUGAGGAUGCCGCCAGAGCCAUCGCAGGAGUGUCUGGAUUUGGUUACGACCAUCUUAUUCUCAAUGUGGAAUGGGCCAAACCAUCUAACAACUGAGACGGGCAUGUUCGUGAAUAUUCCAGGAGGACAAUUGCAACAGUUGCAUUUUCCUCUGUUAUUGUGUGGUUGUUACCUUAAAUGCAAUAAA